AUGUUGGAACUUGAAAGUCAUGUCACCAUCCAGAAACGCGCCUACUACUCCCCUCCCUGGGCAGACGUCAGCAUCAUUGCGGUGGCUGGAAGCUCAGGCUCCGGGAAGUCCACAUUAUCUCAGGCUAUUGUGAAGAAACUCAACUUGCCUUGGGUCGUGAUUUUGUCUAUGGACUCAUUUUACAAGACACUCACCCCCGAACAAUCCAAGUUGGCGUUUGCCAAUGAAUACGAUUUUGAUUCACCAGAUGCUAUUGACUUUGAUAUACUGGUUGACCGCCUGCGUGACUUAAAAGCUGGAAAACGAGCUGAGAUACCUGUGUACUCGUUCCAAAAACACCAGAGACUUCCUCAAACUACGUCAAUUUACUCCCCACAUGUGCUAAUUCUAGAAGGCAUUUUUGCUUUGUAUGAUCCGCGAGUGGUCGAAUUGUUAGAUAUGGGUAUUUACUGUGAAGCUGACGCGGAUACAUGCUUGUCGAGACGAAUUGUUCGCGAUGUGCGAGAAAGAGGUAGAGAUAUCGAAGGAUGCAUUAAGCAGUGGUUCGGGUUUGUCAAACCAAAUUUUGAAAAAUAUGUUGAGCCUCAGCGCAAAGUGGCCGAUUUAAUCGUUCCGCGGGGUAUCGAAAACCGAGUCGCUUUAGAUAUGAUGGUUCAAUUCAUCGAGAAGAAACUAUUCGAAAAAUCCACCCACCACCGCGAGGCCCUUUCCAGACUUGAGGCUACUUGCAAAGAGCAACCCCUUUCAGAUCGCGUUGUUGUCCUGGAUGAUACACCGCAACUGAAAUUCAUGAAUACAAUCUUACAAGAUAUUGACACCUCAGCGGAGGACUUCAUCUUCUACUUUGAUCGGUUGGCGGCACUCAUUAUCGAACAGGCUUUAAAUAAUGUGCAAUUCGUAUCUCUGGCAAUAGAGACUCCACAAGGCCAUAAAUACCAAGGACUGAAGCCCAAGGGCGAAGUCAGCGCAGUAAUUGUGCUCAGAGGCGGGUCGGCAUUUGAAUCGGCGUUGCGGAAAACGAUCCCUGACUGCCGAACAGGGCGGCUAUUGAUUCAGUCAGACUUCUCCACAGGCGAGCCGGAACUCCAUUAUCUACGCAUCCCAGAAGAUAUCCAUGAACAUGAAAGCGUUCUGUUGCUGGAUACGCAAAUGGCUAGUGGAGGUGCGGCGCUAAUGGCUGUCCAAGUACUGGUAGAUCAUGGAGUCUCCUUGGAAAGAAUAGUUCUGGCAACCUAUUCUGCCGGGCGCGUGGGACUCCACAGGCUUAUGACGGUGUUCCCAGAGAUCACUGUCGUGGUAUGCAAUAUACUUCGACACCAGGAGCAACGCUGGGUAGAGAAGCGGUACUUUAGGUGCUGA
This is a messenger RNA of Metarhizium brunneum ARSEF 3297, 1359 nucleotides long. RefSeq names its product Uridine kinase (gene URK1). Gene Ontology annotation, molecular function: uridine kinase activity; ATP binding. Gene Ontology annotation, cellular component: cytoplasm. Gene Ontology annotation, biological process: pyrimidine-containing compound salvage. The record is from RefSeq and is a predicted model, not a curated record. Lineage: Eukaryota; Fungi; Ascomycota; Sordariomycetes; Hypocreales; Clavicipitaceae.